This is a messenger RNA of Tribolium madens (black flour beetle), 2005 nucleotides long. RefSeq names its product short-chain dehydrogenase reductase 2a (gene Dhrs4). Lineage: Eukaryota; Metazoa; Arthropoda; Insecta; Coleoptera; Tenebrionidae. The transcript has 12 exons. Bases 377 to 1990 code for a protein of 537 amino acids. The record is from RefSeq and is a predicted model, not a curated record. Gene Ontology annotation, molecular function: carbonyl reductase (NADPH) activity.
UAAUAUCAUUCUAGCUUCUACAAUAAAAACUUUUUUGUAUAUAAGUACUGUAUUUUUUCUCUAAACACAAUCAGGCGAUGAUAAUCAGUAAACAAUUCUGUUUUCACCAAUUGGAUUCUUUUGUAAUGAUAUAAUAUUUUGCCUCUGUUCUAUAAUAUUAUGUAUACAAUACCACAAACACAACUACAUUGUGGAUUGAUGACAAUAAUAAAACGUUUUGUGAUUAGUCGUGACCUUUACACGAUGAUGCGGCAGAAAAUAAUCUUAAAUACAACCUAAAAACCAAAAAUUGUCAUUUUAUUACCAAACUAGUUACACUUGUGCAAUUGCUUCCAACUAAAGAGUUGAGUAGUUGACCGUUUGUUUGCUAGCAAUAAUGAGUGGAAUCGCUGCCCCUAUAACCCGUUUAACUGGGAAAAUCGCUAUUGUAACAGCUUCUACCGAUGGAAUCGGGUUUGCCAUUGCCCAACGUUUAGCCCGAGAAGGGGCGAAAGUGAUUGUUAGCAGCCGCAAACAAAACAACGUUGAUGAAGCUGUCUCCCGACUCAAAUCAGAGGGAUUAGAUGUUACUGGUUUAAUAUGUCAUGUUUCUAAAGCUGACCACCGCAAGAAACUGUUUGAGAUGGCAAAAAGCCUUGGGGGACUUGAUAUUCUUGUGUCGAAUGCUGCUGUUAAUCCAUCUGCAGGCGGGGUUUUAGAUUGCGAUGAAUCGACAUGGGAUAAAAUAUUUGAAGUCAAUGUAAAAGCAGCAUAUUUGUUGGCCAAAGAGGCCUUACCUUUGUUACGGGAAAGACCGUUUGGGAGGAUUAUUUUUGUGUCAUCCAUAGGCGGUUUCCAUCCAUUUGAUUUACUAGGGACUUAUUCGGUUAGUAAGACGGCUCUGCUUGGGCUUACCAAAGCGGCAGCUGCUCAGCUAGUAAGAGAGAACAUUACAGUUAAUUCUAUUGCUCCUGGAAUAAUUAAAACAAAAUUUUCAACUGCUAUAACUGAACCUGAAGCAGCCCGAGAAGAAGCCUUGUCAAGGAUCCCCAUGAAUAGAUUUGGGGUUCCUCAUGACAUCAGUGGAGCCGCUGCUUACCUCGCAUCUGAAGACUCCAGCUACAUGACAGGAGAGACUUUGAUUGUGGCUGGAGGAAUGCCUUCAAGACUAUUGAUUCAAAUGCAGACCCUUUUGGGUGUCAAAAUGACCCCUAAAAAUGUUCUCAUAUUGUUCAGAACGAUGAGUUCGACCCCGUUACAACGUCUUUGUGGUAGAACAGCUGUAGUUACAGCCUCUACCGAAGGAAUCGGUUUUGCUAUUGCUCAACGAUUUGCCCAAGAAGGCGCAAAAGUCAUUAUUAGCAGUCGCAAAGAAAAGAAUGUGGAAGCGGCUGUCGCUAAAUUAAAGUCUGAGGGAUUAGACGUUUGUGGUCUUGUAUGCCAUGUCUCCAAUGCUGAUCAACGCAAAAAAUUGUUUGAGACGGCUAAAGCAUCAGGUGGUUUAGACAUUUUGGUCUCAAAUGCUGCUGUAAAUCCGUCUGCAACCGCGGUGUUAGAUUGUGACGAAAAAGCAUGGGAUAAAGUUUUUGAUGUAAACGUGAAAGCUUCUUUUUUGUUGGCAAAAGAAUCUUUACCAUUACUUCGCAAGAGUGGUUGCGGCAGAAUCAUUUUUAUCUCUUCCAUUGCUGGUUUCCAACCUUUAGAUUUGAUUGGAGCCUAUUGUGUUAGCAAAUGUGCGAUUCUUGGGCUCACUAAAACAGCAGCGGCCCAAUUAGCCAAAGAAAAUAUUACUGUGAACUGCAUAGCCCCGGGUUUAGUGAAAACUAAGUUCUCACAAUUUCUAGUUGAAAAAGAGGAAGAUAAAAAGAAAGUCUUAUCAAUGAUUCCGAUGGGAAGAAUGGCAAUGCCAAAUGAAAUAGCUAGCGCAGCAGCUUUCUUAGCAUCUGAUGAUGCUAGUUAUAUGACUGGAGAAACAAUUGUAAUUGCAGGAGGAAUGUUAUCAAGACUUUAAAUAAAUGAAUCAGCC